Pelobates cultripes (western spadefoot toad) is the source of this 3957-nucleotide messenger RNA. NCBI's taxonomy places the organism in Eukaryota, Metazoa, Chordata, Amphibia, Anura, Pelobatidae. The record is from the annotation of a GenBank genome assembly.
ACUUGCCAGCUCCGAGUGGUCAGGUUCUGUGUGGUAGAAAUGGGCCGCUGCCCUUGGAGCGGAGUUUUGCCGUACCUGGUUCCACGCCUGCCUGCUCCGAUUCUGGGUGCACUCCCGGGACAUAUGCCCCCACUGCCGGCAGGUAUGGCAUUGUAUGUUGGCCCUGUAUGUUGGCCAUUGUAUGUUGGUUAGCGUGAUGGCGGUGGGGGGUUUCCUGGUGGUGGCCGGAAUGGAGUAGCGUUGGCGGGUGUGGAGAUGGCUGGGUGGUGUGGUACAGCUGGUCUCACGGGAGCCCUGUUGAGAAGCCCAUGAUGCCUUCUGGCGUCAAAAUGCUGAUCCGCCAACCGGGCGGCUUCGGUUAGGGUGAGGGGUUUCCUGUCCCUUACCCAUUCUUGUGCCUCGGGUGACAGUCCGUUAAAAAAUUGCUCCAGCAGGAUGAGUUGGCGCAGUUCCUCCAUUGUGGUAGCUUGGCUCGCCUGAAUCCAUCCUUGCGACGCUUGGUCGAGCUUAUGUGCCCACUCAGCGUGGGAAUCUUUCUCGGGCUUCCUCAAUCCUCGAAAUUUACGCCGGUAUACCUCCGGGGUUAUGGCAUACCUCUCCAGAAUUGCCCUCUUAACUUUAAAAUAGUCCUUGCUAUCUUCUCUGGGCACAGCGCGAUACGCCUCGGCUGCUCGUCCUGCCAACUUGCCUGCCAGUAGGGGUACCCACAUAGCCUGUUCUAGAUCGUGUAGGUCGCACAACCGCUCAAAAUCCUGCAGGUAUCCGUCAAUCUCAUCUUUCUCCUCGCAGAAUGCUUUAAAUGCCUGGUAAGGUAUUUUCUGCUUCACUGGAGCGCAGAAUGAAUUGGCGAUGGAUUCUGCCCUGGAUGGUGACCUCUGGUGUUGCUGUGCCAUAAUAUAAUCCUGGACGUCCGCCAUCAGUACGGUUAAGAUGUCCAGGGUUACUGGCUGUGGUACAAAUUCCAGCCGGGUUCUCAGUUCCCUCUGGUAUGGUGUUUCCUCUCUGGCAGGUGGGGGUGGACUGCUGUGCGCUUGGUCGCCCUCCAUUAGCUCUGCAAUCAGUACUGCUUUCGAUUUAUUGCUAGCGCUUUUCCCUCUAGCCUCCAGCAGCUCCUUUAGCGUCUGUCUCUUUAACGCCGUGUAAUCAGUCCCCAUUCACUGAUCGCUUUCGUCUGCUUGUUUCAUACGAAUUGCCUUUCCGUUCGGUUGUUCCUUUCAUUCGAAUGCGCUGUAUUCGGCUGUAGAGUUGGAUCCCGUCGCUUGCCACCAAUUGUAGCGGAACGCCAAUAAUAAAUCCACGAAUUCCGCUGGUCCAGAAACGAAUCCACAGUCAAGCGCUGAAAACAACAAGGCAAUAUCCCCAAACUCCCAAUAACCGGACGAGACACAGUUUUGGGAGUCAACUUACAACCUUUUAAUCAGCAGGACAAUUUAUACAAGUCCCCAUGCAAGGGGUUUCCUGAGUCCCUCCCCAGGGGCACUCCCAGAGGGGACUACAUGGGGGACUUACAGUACAGCAUAUUUCUCCCAUCAGGCACUGCUGCACGAGAGGGAUCAUCUUCCCAGAAUGCACCGUUAAGGGGAUUAUCCCCUCUUGCAGCAGAACCGACAAUUCAUAUAAAAAUCCAUAACUUGAUGAAUAUACAGUGGAUUUACACGAAUGGACGUUCGGUAGAUAGCUGGGGUCUGAGGGUAUCAUUCGUGAGAUUACCGCUCAGAUCCCAGCUAAAAUAACCGAACGCCGCACGAACAACACAAUUCGUAUAAAAUAUAUAAAAAGAACCGAUUGCUUUUAGGGAACAAAAUACCGAAUGUCCCGAAACUCCCGAACGCCCUGGAGGUUCAGCGGGGCUCAUGCCGUCGAGUAGCCGUUUUUAGUACCAGGCGCUCGACGACAUAACCCCGCUGAGGAACAAAGGAUCCAAGAUGGCCGACCGCCGCAUGGUCGGUAGUCGAACGACGGCCACCCAGGAGAGCCUCUAAUUACCGAUUGCAACAAUGUUGCAAUUGGUUAACUAGCGCCACACGCCUCUAAGUGUGUGGGCUAUUAGGGGGUAUCGCGUUCGUUUCACGAACGGCCCUCCAAAGUGCCGUUCGUGAAACGAACGGUAAUCCCCAUACAAACCGCCAUUGGCAUUCGGCUAAACCGGUAAUUACAGUCUCUGCAGAAAAUACAUCAAGCACAUACAUAAGAAUAAAGCGCAUAUCUCCCCAGACCUGUAGGCAACCCUUAAAGGCACAGUCUCUAGUUAUAGUUCAAGUGGCUAGGUUUGCCACAGGAGAUAUUGCCAUUUUCUGCAACAACUGGGAGUUUCUGCAGCUCAGAUGAAGAUUGAUUGUGAGUAAAUAGUUAGAAAGACCACACAGGUGUAAAGUUAAAGGGCAAUGUGUCAGGAUUUUUAUAGGUGGUGCUGAACGAAAUGGCGCCCAAUAGUGGCACAAUCUUAAUGUGCUCUAAUUUCCAACAUGAAGUCGUGACAAAAGUAGGGAGUUUACGCUACUUGUGCUGUUUCUGAACUUCCACGUUGCUCUGGUGCUAUUUGCCGAAAAUUCCUCUAAUAAUCUCCACCAAACUGUGCGUGGCAGAGUCUCAAUUUCAGAAGCCAAAUGUGCUGUGUGAAGUAUAAAACCAGUGCAAAGGAUUUUAUAAAUAUAACAGCCAAUGCACCUCUUCUCACUUUCCUGACACUUGCGGCUGCCGCUCCCUGGACAAAAUCACCCUCUAUGAGUCCACGACAAAUGAAAAAAUGUUGGAGUCAGAAACGAACCAGACCAGUACCCAUAAACUAAACAUUAAAUAUAGGUAUAUAAUGACACUGCGGAAGUCAACAGAAGAAAAGAAAAUCUCAGCAUUAACAGUUCAGUGUGUUUAUGUGAAUUUUAUUUCAAACAAUGACAUGAAUAUAGGUGUUGUAUCAAAUCACAGUGCCAUAUAUCCUCCGUCACCUUACGUGGGUCUAUAUACCGCCCACUCCAAUUUCUCCAUUGCCAGCAAUUGCAUCCCUUUACUUUCAAAUUGACCUGCACCCACAUACGCACUUUUCCCCACCUUCCACACUGCUACAGCUUUACGAAGUUGCGACCAACUCAGUGUCCCUACCGGCCCGCAGCUUCCAGUCAUCAUGAGCCGCAAGGGCUGUAGCAGGUCUUUGCGUGUAACAAACUCAGAUCUCAGUACGUGCUGUCUUGUGCUCCACAUAAGUUAAAAUCAUUCCCUCUAGUUGAGAAGUUUGCAAUCAAUAAAUGUUCAUUAGCAGUAUAAAAACUAGGAAUUCUUAUCCUUGUAAAGGAUCACUAUUAGCUUAAGGUUUACAGUCCCUUAGCAGUAUAAAAGGAUCUUUGUGAGCUGGAGCUAUAAAGGUCCUUUUGCCGGAUAGGAACUAGAUUUCUCACUGUGAACCGUCUAGUUCCUAUCCCUGUAAGGGACCUGUGUUAGCUGGAGCUAUAAAGGUCCUUUAACAGGAUAGGAACUAGAUUUCUUACAGUGAACCGUCUAGUUCCUAUCCCUGUAAGGGACCUGUGUGAGCUGGAGCUAUAAAGGUCCUUUAACAGGAUAGGAACUAGAUUUCUCACUGUGAGCCGUCUAGUUCCUAUCCCUGUAAGGGACCUGUGUGAAUUGGAGCUAUAAAGGUCCUUUAACAGGAUAGGAACUAGAUUUCUUACUGUGAACCAUCUAGUUCCUAUCCCUGUAAGGGACCUGUGUGAGCUGGAGCUAUAAAGGUCCUUUAACAGGAUAGGAACUAGAUUUCUCACAGUGAGCCUUCUAGUUCCUAUCCCUGUAAGGGACCUGUGUGAGUUGGAGCUAUAAAGGUCCUUCUGCUGGAUAGGAACUAGAUUUCUCACUGUGAGCCGUCUAGUUCCAAUACAUGUAAGGGACCUGUGUGAGCUGGAGCUAUAAAGGUCCUUCUGCUGGAUAGGAACUAGAUUUCUCACUGUGAACCAUCUAGUUCCUAUCCCU